Messenger RNA from Lathyrus oleraceus (garden pea), 630 nucleotides. RefSeq names its product glutathione S-transferase DHAR2. Gene Ontology annotation, molecular function: glutathione dehydrogenase (ascorbate) activity. The transcript is spliced from 3 exons. Lineage: Eukaryota; Viridiplantae; Streptophyta; Magnoliopsida; Fabales; Fabaceae. Bases 1 to 312 code for a protein of 103 amino acids. The record is from RefSeq and is a predicted model, not a curated record. Gene Ontology annotation, biological process: cellular oxidant detoxification; ascorbate glutathione cycle; protein glutathionylation.
AUGGCUCUCGAGAUCGCUGUCAAGGCCGCCGUUGGUGCUCCGACUAUUCUCGGAGACUGUCCAUUUUCACAAAGAGUGUUGUUAACUUUGGAAGAGAAGAAGAUAGCGUAUAAUACUCACCUGAUUGAUGUAUCUAACAAACCCCAAUGGUUUUUGGAAGUGAGUCCAGAAGGGAAGGUUCUGGUGGUUAAGUUUGAUGGAAAAUGGGUUCCUGAUUCUGAUGUUAUUGUGGGGAUUCUUGAAGAGAAAUACUCUGAGCCAUUCUUUGUUACUCCUCCUCAAUUUUCCUCAGUGUAUGGUCCUUCAAUUUGACCCUCUCUAUUUUUGUCCUUUCAGGGUUCACUUUUUCACACCGUUUUGUUUUCUUUGUGUUGUUGCUGUCACUGUUUUUGGUCCAAUUUUGUUCAAAAAUGAUACAUGGACCCUUCAUUUUUCUACACCUGCAUCAACUUUCAAAUCACAUGCAGGUGUGGUUAAUUUAAUUGAGUUGUUGGUUAAUUUAAAUCAUGCAUAAAAUUGUGAAACACUGUAAAUUAUGUAUUUGAAUUAAUUACAAUUUUGAUCUUGAAUUGAAUUAAUCUUCUACUCAACUAAAUUAACAACAUUUUCUAAAGUGAUUUGUAUGAGAAA